UUUUACACUGGGAUGUCGGCCGACACAGUCGAUAACAGAAACGUACGACGAUUACGAACAUCGUACAUUAUUUCGAGAAAGGGGACAUUUUAGAUUCAGUGUCACUGUGAAUAUAUUGUCCAGUUGCGACAUUAAAAGUACAAUCUUCGUUGCGGAUUGAGUUUAAUAAUCAGGCCAAUUAGUUGAUUUUUUUGGUUUUUAAUUUUUUUUUUCAUCCAUUGGGUAAAAUAGUUGAAGUGAGUUAUAUUUAUACUUUCGGUUCUGUGAUCUUUUCAAACAGUGUGAACAGAACUCAGCUUCAUCAUUUGGGUGAAUAGCAGAUCGCCUAGCGUGGCGCCAACUUCUUAUAUGACUUUUGAAAGAAUUCUAGAAAUACCAGUACUCAAAGGAGCACCAUCAUCUCCUCCCUUACGGAGCCAUUUAUUACCAUCGUGCAUGAUUUCAUAUAGAAGAUAUUUAAGUCAUAGGACUUCAAAAUUUUCAAGCAAUAGACAUCGGAAACUGCAACCAUUUAGAGAAACGUGAAGAACUAAUUUCUGAAAUUUUGUAAAACAAAAUUCUAACAAAAUUGCCGCCAUUGAUCGAUUUAGUUUAUCGUUUAUCUUCCGUUUAAUUAUACCAACAGCAGCCAGCAUACGUUGUUGGCCAAGCCAACUCCCGUUUCAUAUUUAAUUUUAUUUUAUUUUUUCAAUUUUGAUUUUUCUUUUCGAUUCAUUUGUUUUUCUCGAACCGAUUGGUCCAACAGUAAAGAAAAAACCAAAGCAAUCGGUUAAUUUUCCAAACAACACACCAAAACCGUUCAACACAACAUAAAAUUUUAAACAAAAAAAUAAUUUAAUUUCGAUCGAGCAGAGCGUAAAACUAAUGAGUGUAAAUCAGACGUCAUCAUCGUUUGAUGUUCAUGCACAUCCGAAAUAUAAACGUGAAUUGAUUUGAUAUCAAUUGCAUUGUUCUAUCGUUUGAAUAAAUAUUCCUCAAAAUUUGAUUACCGUGCGCGAACUGGGAGAUUUUUUUCAUCAUUUUUCUCGUACGAUCUUGCGUAUAUGCAAAGAGACCCACCCCCGAUCAGUGUACACGACGGCGCUAAUGAUUUUAAAUACAACCAAAAAUCCGUUGCUGCUGGAGAGAAAAUUUAAACAUUUCGGUGGUCUUCAAUUGCCGUUGACUGUGUGGUUCGCGCCGACUUCAUUCAAUUGAUAAAUAAUAAAAUUGAAUUUUGUAAAGAACGUGCUAAGGUCAUCAUUUUCAACUGGACUGCACUUGUUGUUAAAGCAUACAAAAUCCAUUACAUCUCAGAUUUGUCAUUCGAUUUAAACGCUUAAAAUGGGUACCCUUAACGUGAAUCGUAACGUUACGGACGUGUUCUACCGCUACAAAAUGCCCCGCAUAACCGCUAAAGUAGAAGGCAAAGGAAAUGGUAUCAAAACGGUUAUCGUGAAUAUGGCUGAAGUAGCUAAGGCCAUUGGUCGUCCAGCCACUUAUCCAACUAAGUAUUUCGGCUGCGAAUUGGGCGCUCAGACCCAGUUCGAUUACAAGAAUGAACGUUUUAUCGUAAAUGGAUCCCACGAUGCGACCAAACUUCAGGACUUACUAGAUGGCUUCAUCCGGAAAUACGUUCUCUGUCCCGAAUGUGACAAUCCCGAAACGGAACUGUUGGUGGCUAAGAAGGGCUCCAUAUCGCAAGGUUGCAAAGCGUGCGGUUUCCAUGGGCCAUUGGAGGUUCAUCACAAAGUGAACACAUUCAUCAUUAAAAAUCCGCCGACUUUGAAUCCGGCUGUUCAGGGCUCGUCUUUGACCGAAGGCAAGCGCAGUAAACGCUCCAAGAAGGGUGCUGAAAAUGGUGGUGAUUCAGCCAACACAACAGCCAACGAAGGAGACAUAUCAGCUGCUGAUGCUGACAUUCAAGUUCCAAAAGUGGUUGCUGAGGAAGAGGACGAUGAUGCAACAUGGUCCACUGAUAUAUCUGAAGCCGCUGUUCGUGCUCGUAUGCAAGAUUUGACAGAAGGCGCUAAGACCAUGACCGUAUCAGAUGAUGCGGACAAAAGUGAAAAAGAACGCAUGGACAUUUUCUACGAAUUGGUCAAACGUCGUCGCGAUGGAAAUGAGUUGGAAAAUGUUCAAGUUCACAAGGAGCUGGCCGUCGAAGCAGAUCGUUUGGAUAUAACCCAGAAGGCUCCGCUAGUGUUGGCCGAACUGUUGUUCACCCAGAACAUUCCGAACGAAGUGAAAAAACACCGUAACUUAUUGCUCCGUUUCACCCACAACUGCUUGAAGGCACAACGCUAUUUGAUCGGCGGCUUGGAGCAAAUCAUUUUCUUGCACUCGUCCAAAUUACUGGACAAAGUUGCGGCCAUUUUCAAACUAUUCUACGAUCACGAUAUUUUGGAGGAGAAAGCGUUGCUGGAAUGGGCGUCAAAGGUCAGCAAGAAAUACGUCAGCAAAGAGUUUGCCGAGAAGAUACAUGAGAAAGCGAAACCGUUCAUCAAUUGGUUGCAAGAAGCCGAGGAGGAAGAGUCCACCGACGACGAUGAUUCGGAGGUCGAGAUCGAGUACAAUGAUCGCGUUCGCAUUCAGCCGCUGCGCAAAGAGGAGGAAAAGGCCAAGGAUAGCAAGAAAAUGCAAGACGAUGACGAUGGCGACGAAAUUGACAUUGAUGAUAUCUAAAUUUAUCGAUUUAAUGUAAUUUGUGAUGAGUCCAGCGGCAGCAUCAUCGAUGGUGUUUGCUGCUGAUUUUCUAUAUUUUUUUUUUCUUUUCUUUUCGUGUUACACUUUCUAAUGUUACUAUUUUUUGGUUGUGGCUUUUGAUUGCAAUACCAUUGAGGAUUUAUACAAAAAAAUUCCCGUUUCCCUAUACAUUUUGACGCGUUUUAUGUUCAGAUAUUGAAAUUUAUUGUUCAGAAUUUCUUUAAAAAAAAGCAAAAAUAUACUUUCGAUGUUCGAAUGCCCUUUGAAGAAGUUGCAUUCUGGUUGUCAUUUUUUAUUUUACAAAAUUUACCAAAAAAAACGAAAAUGUUUGACUCAACACUGGAUUCAGCUGGACGAAACAUUUGAGAAACAGCCCCCAAGUUGGUCAAACAGUUUCCUGCAUGCAAAUAAAAAAAAAAACGAAACACAAAUCGCACAGAUAAAUUCAAAAAUCAUUUUUACAAUUUAUUGAUCGCAAAGACAUCCAAGUCGUGGAACAAUUUGUUUCCCUUUUCGUUCCGUUCAAAGAGAAAAUUCUCCAUUUUGUUAUAUUCCCCGUUUCGGAGUUUUACUUAAAAUAUCGAGUUUUUAUCUUUGUCUGAUAUCAAUGUACGUUACUAAUGAAAUUACAAAUAUUGCAAAUAAACAUUAUAGCAGAGA
Messenger RNA from Bradysia coprophila, 3345 nucleotides. It is a transcript of the gene eIF5, whose product is annotated as eukaryotic translation initiation factor 5. Gene Ontology annotation, biological process: translational initiation; formation of cytoplasmic translation initiation complex. Gene Ontology annotation, molecular function: eukaryotic initiation factor eIF2 binding; translation initiation factor activity; GDP-dissociation inhibitor activity. The record is from RefSeq and is a predicted model, not a curated record. Gene Ontology annotation, cellular component: cytosol. NCBI's taxonomy places the organism in Eukaryota, Metazoa, Arthropoda, Insecta, Diptera, Sciaridae.